AAAUCGAGGCCAUACCACACCACCAAAGCACAUACAAACACAUAGAGCAAGUGAAAGCAAUUUUUCAAUAUGUCUAAAGUUGCAGGCCGCACCGACUGGGCGGAGGAAGAGGACGACGUUCUCGAUCUUCCCGCACCCCAGGUAACCAAGAACAAGGACGGCACCGAGACGAUUGUCUCAUACCGGAUCAACGACCAAGGCCAGAAAGUCAAAGUCACACGCAGAAUACGAAAGAAGGUUCUGAGAACCGUAGUGAACCCUCGCGUUGCAGAGCGCAAGACAUGGGCCAAGUUCGGCGAUGAGAAGGGCAAGCCGCCGGGCCCGCAGACGGACACGACGAGCGUGGGCGAGAACAUCGUUUUCAGGCCGAUGGUCAACUGGAGGGCGAGCCAAACGGCGGAGGCAGACCCGAUCGAGCAGAAGAAGGCGACGCUGAAGGACACGAAGAUCAAGUGCAGAAUCUGCUCGGGCGAGCACUGGACGUCAAAGUGUCCGUUCAAGGACACCAUGGCCCCCGAGGGCGAGCCAGGCGUUGGCGGGGACUUUGGCGGUUCGGCUGGCGAUGCUCCCGCAGCAGCAGGAGGCAUUGGCUCGACCGGUGGCAGCUACGUGCCGCCGCACCUGCGAGGCAAGGCAGGCGUCACUGGCGAGCGCAUGGGCGGAGGCAAAUUCCAGGAUCGCGACGAUCUGGCUACGCUACGGGUCACGAACGUGAGUGAGUGGGCAGAAGAGCAGGAUCUGAGGGACAUGUUCUCGAGGUUUGGACACGUGCAGCGUGUCUUCUUGGCCAAGGAUAGGGAUACAGGUAGGGCGAAGGGUUUUGCGUUCAUCUCCUUCUCUGACCGGAGCGAUGCGGCAAAGGCGUGUGAGAAGAUGGACGGCUACGGUUACAACAAUUUGAUUUUGAGGGUGGAGUUUGCGAAGAAGUCCGGCUGAGUGGGAUCGGAGGCGAUCGUGCUAGGCAUGUGAGAUAAUCGCCGUGGCUUCGCAAUCGAUAAGAUUGCGGGCGUCUACAACGACAGAUGGAUAGAAGCGCAGGCUCCAUAACGUGUGUGGCAUGCGACGAGCUGGACUGGCGCUGAAAGGCGUCUUCAAAAUGGGGGCUUUGGGGGAGGAAGCGAAAAGGCGGAUUAGCCACCCGUUACGUUUUCUUUAGCCUUGCCAGCAUACGGUAGCAAAUAGUUUUUUGAUGAACACCGGGACUGUACCACCACUCCAAUCUUACAGGCCGACUCUGUGUCCCUCCAGGCUGUCAAAUGUCUCUCCCAGAUGCCAUCCAGCAACCGAACGAGCUGAGCGACUCAAGUCCCUGCAUGCUACUCCCUGCACGACUCAGGG
Messenger RNA from Verruconis gallopava, 1338 nucleotides. RefSeq lists its product as uncharacterized. Gene Ontology annotation, cellular component: eukaryotic translation initiation factor 3 complex; cytoplasm. NCBI's taxonomy places the organism in Eukaryota, Fungi, Ascomycota, Dothideomycetes, Venturiales, Sympoventuriaceae. Gene Ontology annotation, molecular function: translation initiation factor activity; RNA binding. The coding region runs from base 70 to 936 and encodes 288 amino acids. The transcript is spliced from 2 exons. The record is from RefSeq and is a predicted model, not a curated record.